Notolabrus celidotus (New Zealand spotty) is the source of this 1129-nucleotide messenger RNA. Its product is annotated as vesicle transport protein SFT2B-like. The record is from RefSeq and is a predicted model, not a curated record. The coding region runs from base 175 to 663 and encodes 162 amino acids. NCBI's taxonomy places the organism in Eukaryota, Metazoa, Chordata, Actinopteri, Labriformes, Labridae. The transcript has 8 exons. Gene Ontology annotation, cellular component: membrane. Gene Ontology annotation, biological process: vesicle-mediated transport.
ACCUCUCUACUGGUUUGACUGGUCUAAAGAAAAGUGACUUACCCGCACAGGUAAGCUACCUGUCGGCUCCACGUGACGUUGUUUCCAUCCGCUGAGUUUUGAGGAAACCGGCAAAUUUCUUCAUCUCACUUCAGGAAACAUCUCUCCUUCAGUCUCUGAGGAUCUUCGGGUGACAUGGAUAAAUUAAAGUCUGUGUUAAGCGGUGAGGAGGCGCGCAAAGAUGACAGAACCAUUCUACAGACGGUGAAUGAGGCCUCCACACUGAGCUGGGGGACCCGUCUGAAGGGGUUCGUCGCCUGCUUUGUGAUUGGGGGCACAUGCACAAUCCUGGGAGUGUGUUUGCUCUUCAUCCCCAGGAUUGGAAUCACCCUCUUCAUCAUUUUUUACACCUUUGGGAACAUUUGUACACUCGGCAGCACCAUGUUUCUGAUGGGCCCAAUGAAGCAGCUGAAAAGGAUGUGUGACAAAACAAGAGCGCUGGCCACAACAAUUAUGAUUACCUGCCUUGUGUUGACUCUCUGUGCAGCUUUCUGGUGGAAGAACUUUGGACUCGCCCUUUUAUUUGUCAUCUUGCAAGUUUUAUCAUUUACCUGGUACAGUCUGUCGUACAUCCCGUGUGUGAGGGAGGCUCUACUGAAGAUGGUGUCGAUGUGCAUAAAGUGAACUCUGGGCGACUCCGGCUGGAUGAAGAGGAUUUUAGAAAAGAGGGGCUCGUUUGCAGAAAUGAGAGAAAUGUUGAUUUUACUCUUUAUGAUUCUUUCAUUGAGCUGAUUGAUUUAUUUCGUAUGUAUUGAUUACUGAUACCAAUUUUAAUAAGUGGGCUUGGUUUCUAAUAUAUGUAAAUACUUGUAAUAAAUGGAGGUUUUAAUUAUUUUGUAAAAGAACACAUGCUGCGUCAUUAUUUUAAAAGAAGGAGGAGAGAGGGGAGUAAAUGGAAGAGCAGCAUCAGAGAGCUUUAAAUCAAUGCUGAGUGUAUUUAAUCAUGUCCUUUUGAAACGUGUUGCUGGCAUUACGUUUAAAAUUAGCAUUUUUCACACCUUUUUUUUCAGUUUCCUCAUUUCAUAUGUUGUUGUUGCACAUUUUUGAAUGAAAGAUAGGGUUUGAAUGAUUAAACAAUAACAUAACAAUA